UGAAAGACCAUCUGCAAAUACCAUCCAGGGCACUGUAACUUUCCCAAUAUAACCUCAGUGCACACAACCAGCCGAGGGGUCGCUCUGAGAUCCAGCCACUCUGCUCCCAGGACUGGGUUUUCUUCACGUUUAGAUAGACACUAUGAUGAGAGGGGAAGAUUCAGAGGAGGUAGAGAUCGACCUGGAGGACUCCAGUGACCCUGAAGAGUCUGAUAAUGGGGAGGAUCCUCACACGCUGUGGAAGGCCCCUCCUGUUGUGGAAGAAGAGGAAAACAUUCACACAUCUACGCUCGUGGAAAUCAGUGAUACAAAACCUCUGCUCAAUGUCAGAGAUCCUCGAGGUAUCAAUGACUGCCUCAAGGUGACGUUUGAGGAUGUAAUUGCUGAGCCGGUGUCGGUUCGCAGUGGUGACAGAGUGUGGAUCUGGAGCAACGCCCUGUUUGAGGUGUGCAGGGUUUGGAUCUACAGGAUAGUGACAGUGCUUCUGGCCAUUCCCUUUUCAGUUCUCUCGGGUCUCCUGUUCGGCUUCCUCAGCUGCUUCCACAUCUGGAUGGUCAGCCCUUGUAUCCAGUGUGUCCUGAUUGGUACACGUUGGCUACAGAGCCUUUGGACCAUCGUGCUGGAUGUCAUUGUGCAUCCGUUCUUCAAGAGCACUGGUCGAUGCUGUGGAGGUUUCAGCGUUCACCUGGCCAAAGAGUGAUACUCAUAUGUGAGAAGCUCAUUCAGAGUGGGGUUGUGUAUCACAGGCCCACUUCUGCUCUAGGAGACUGAACCGAUGAAGUGGGAAAUCAUUUUCACUUUUCAUUCAAAACUAAAAUGUUUUUCAAUGUUUUUUUCCACAAAGUUGGAACAUAUGCUCAAGGUCAAGGUUGUGUUGUAUCACUACAAAAGUUUAUGAUGCUGACAGAAGGUGUUUUUUAACUGAUUCUUCAGAGUGUGAAAUGACUGACUUCUUAAUAAAUUACAUUAUGAUGACCUUUUUAAAAGAUACGACAGUCAUGAAAGUGACCCCUAAUUAGAGGUAGACCAAUAUAUAGGAUGACGGUAUAUUGAUUUUUUUUUCAAUAUUGGCCACCUGCCUUGAUUUUUUUUUUUUUGUUUUUGAAAGCUGACAUUUGAUCAGUAGUAAAAUGUUAUAACAUAUUUAAUCAGGCACCUGUGUGGGCAGCACUUUAAGUUCAAUAAAUGUUAAAAGAGUACUAUGUGUACAUGUAUUAAUAAUUUUAUUUAUAUUGCUGCAUAAAAAAAUCAUAAUUAUCUGAGUGUUCCAAUUGUAGUUCAAGGUUAAUGUGCUUUAAAAAAAAAAAAAUCAGCCUUAACUAUUAGCCAUCAGCUGACCAAAUUUUUUUAAAAUCGGCAUUGACCUUAGAAAAACCCAUAUUGGUCAACCUCUACCCCUAAUUAUAUUACCGGUGAAUUUUCUAAUAUUAUUUAUAAUUACACUGGAGAUAAUGACCCAGGAUGAUUAUUUAUGCUGGAAAUGACUCUUGCAUUAUUAUGUUAAUAUGUAUUUUGUAAUCAUCUUUUUCUAUUUCAUUUUAUUGUAGGUCUUAGUUUGACUGUGUAGAGCCAAAAGUGACAUUUAAAGCUAUACCUACCGAUGUGGCAUUUCUCACAGCACUUAGUAAAAGUUUGAACAUGAACAACCCGCCUCCCUCCAAAGCCCCGCCCCCUUCCCUCUGCCUGAGCUCUGAGGCUCC
Molecule: messenger RNA, 1700 nt
Organism: Sphaeramia orbicularis (orbiculate cardinalfish)
Lineage: Eukaryota; Metazoa; Chordata; Actinopteri; Kurtiformes; Apogonidae
Gene: cav4a
Product: caveolin 4a
Exons: 3
Coding region: 143-700 (185 amino acids)
Biological process (GO): regulation of cytosolic calcium ion concentration; cell differentiation; caveola assembly
Cellular component (GO): focal adhesion; caveola; sarcolemma
Molecular function (GO): molecular adaptor activity
Source: RefSeq, a predicted model, not a curated record